CCAUUAUGUGGAGUGCCUGUAACCGGUUUCUCUUGAAGUUAAGUUGAAGUAAUACAGGUUAGUGGCAUAACACGAUUUAUUUAGUUACAAUAUACCGUUCCUGUGGAACAGUCUUAGUGUGGCGGAGACGCGGAGUGAUAGUAACGCAACAAAGUGAUACCUGGUUUUGUCAUUUGUUCGUAAAAAUCGAAGCGAACCAGAAAAUGUUGCUGAUGCGCUUUGUCAAAUAUUCGCUGACGGAUAGCUUUACUAGUUUUCAAAAUGGAAAAUUACAAACGGCUUUCGUUAAGAAACUGCAUGCUGGGCCGUAUUACAAGGUGUCGAAAGACAUCAAGCUAGACAACUUGAAAAGCAGUACAAUUAGCCACAAAGACGAAACAGUACAUUUUGGCUUUCAGACAGUAUCUGCCACUGAAAAGGCACAAAAGGUACAUCAAGUUUUUGAAAAUGUGGCUUCAAAAUAUGAUCUUAUGAAUGAUGUGAUGUCAGUUGGCAUACACAGAAUAUGGAAAGAUUACUUUGUAAAAAAGAUUUUUCCAUUACACCCUGGAACAAAUAUUAUUGAUGUUGCUGGUGGAACUGGUGACAUUGCCUUUAGGAUGUUAGAAGGCCUUGACAGACAAAAUAAAAAUUCCAAUAGCUCGACUGAUGAUGACAGUGGAAGUAGAAAAAACACAACCAUUUUGAUCAGUGACAUUAAUCAAGCCAUGUUGGACGUCGGAAAAAAACGUGCACUAACGAUGAAUCUUCAAUCAGAUGGCCUGAGUUGGCUAUGUGCCAAUGCACAAGAAUUGCCUUUGCCAGAAAACUCAUUUGACCUAUACACCAUCGCGUUUGGAAUUCGCAACGUAACUGACGUUUCUAAAGCUUUGGACGAAGCCUAUCGCAUCCUACGACCGGGAGGAAGAUUUAUGUGCUUGGAAUUUAGUCACGUCAAAAAUCCUCUCCUAAAAUGGGCGUAUGACACAUAUUCCUUCCAAGUAAUCCCUCCAUUAGGAGAAGUAGUGGCAGGAGAUUGGAAAUCCUACCAGUACCUUGUCGAAAGUAUUCGAAAAUUUCCGACGCAGGAUGAAUUUAAAAAUAUGAUAGAAGAGGCGGGAUUUCGAAGCGUUCGCUAUGAAAACUUGUCGUUUGGUGUAGUGUCUAUACAUUCUGGAUAUAAAAUUUAAGAAAAUAUAAACAUAUGGCAGUA
Molecule: messenger RNA, 1192 nt
Organism: Daphnia magna
Lineage: Eukaryota; Metazoa; Arthropoda; Branchiopoda; Diplostraca; Daphniidae
Gene: Coq5
Product: 2-methoxy-6-polyprenyl-1,4-benzoquinol methylase, mitochondrial
Exons: 6
Coding region: 204-1169 (321 amino acids)
Biological process (GO): ubiquinone biosynthetic process
Molecular function (GO): methyltransferase activity
Source: RefSeq, a predicted model, not a curated record